Salvia miltiorrhiza (redroot sage) is the source of this 1263-nucleotide messenger RNA. Its product is annotated as GEM-like protein 5. The record is from RefSeq and is a predicted model, not a curated record. The coding region runs from base 286 to 1071 and encodes 261 amino acids. The transcript is spliced from 3 exons. Lineage: Eukaryota; Viridiplantae; Streptophyta; Magnoliopsida; Lamiales; Lamiaceae.
ACUCGUUAAAUUUCUUGUAGAAAAAAAAAUUACUCAAACUUCGCGGGAUAGAGACCGGAGCGAGUACUGGAGUAGGAUUGAUGAAAAUAAGUUCCAUCUAGAACAUUCCUUCCCCUUCCUUUCCUUUCGAAUGAAGAAUGGACAUUUCUAGCAACGCCGACGUGCCCAAGUUGUCCCUUUUAUUUAGUAUUAUCCAAAUCAAUCACCUUUGUUUCCUAAUUUCUUUUCCGUGAAGUCGAUUAGAAAUAGAUACAUACAGUUUGUAGUUAUCUCUCACAGCAAUCAAUGAUGGCCACCACAAACGAGGACCAGAAAGCAACCAAACAGCCGGGGGCGGAGGAAGAUACGGAGAAAUGGGGGACCCACAUAAUGGGGGCGCCGGCGGCGCCGACAGUUCAUCCGGGCAAUCAGCAGGCGGCGCAGUGGCAGGGUGCGGGCUCACAGCAGCCUCACCAAAUCCAGCAGCCGUACGUGGUGUUUGCGCCGGUGGAGAAGCCCGCCGACAACCCCCUUGAACAUGUUGUCAGUCUCUUCAAUUCUUGGACUCGCAAAGCCGAAGACAUUUCUCGUAAUGUCUGGCACAAUUUAAAAACUGGGCCAUCUGUAUCUGGAGCUGCAUGGGGGAAGGUUAAUCUAACAGCCAAGGCAAUAACAGAAGGUGGAUUCGAGUCUCUAUUCAAGCAGAUUUUCGAUUCGUAUCCAGAUGAGAAGCUCAAGAAAACAUUUGCCUGUUAUCUUUCCACAACCACUGGCCCUGUUGCUGGAACCCUCUAUCUCUCCACUGCUCGUCUAGCUUUCUGCAGCGACCGCCCUUUGUCCUUCACUGCCCCCUCCGGCCAGGAGACAUGGACUUACUACAAGGUGACAAUACCUUUGGGGAAUAUAGAGAAUGUGAACCCCGUUAUCAUGAAAGAGAAUCCACCGGAGAAGUAUAUCCAUAUAGUGAGCGUGGACAGGCAUGAGUUCUGGUUCAUGGGGUUCGUUAAUUUUGAGAAAGCAUCACAUCAUCUGCUGGACAGUGUAUCUGAUUUUAGGGCGAGAGGGACCAUAUCUCAACCCGUUUCAAGCUGAUCAGAAGCAGUUAGAUUGUUUCUAUUUUGACAUCUUCAGUUUGGUAUUUCGGGUAUGUUAUUAUGGCUUAUAGAGUGAGUUGGUUUGUGGUUUUAAGUUUACUUGUUCCCUAUUAUGACUGGUAUGGUUUCUUUCUGUUUGGUGAAGUCUAGUUUGUACAUGAUAGUUUGUUUAUAUUAGUAUUUUUUUUUA